Messenger RNA from Anopheles maculipalpis, 1131 nucleotides. RefSeq names its product 39S ribosomal protein L3, mitochondrial (gene mRpL3). NCBI's taxonomy places the organism in Eukaryota, Metazoa, Arthropoda, Insecta, Diptera, Culicidae. The record is from RefSeq and is a predicted model, not a curated record. Gene Ontology annotation, molecular function: structural constituent of ribosome. Gene Ontology annotation, biological process: translation. The transcript is spliced from 3 exons. Gene Ontology annotation, cellular component: ribosome; mitochondrial large ribosomal subunit. Bases 1 to 1131 code for a protein of 376 amino acids.
AUGUUUUCAUCCAGCACCGUGUCUACUUUGCUACGCCAGUGUACCAUUUCGUGGAGCAGCACCAUCGUACCGGUGCGAUCGAAAAACUAUCUCAACCGACCCCGACUCCGCAAUCCGGUGUGGUUUGUAAAGAAGACGCGCACGUUACACAAUGAACAAUUUACCGAGGAUAAUAAAGCCUUCCUGAGCGAGGUAAAGCGCGAAACGAUCCUCACUGCAGCCCAGCGCGGCCAGUCAACGUUGCUGAAGCUGGCGCACGGUGACGAAAGCUCCCCACCGGUCCAGUGGGCACCUGGCCUGAAGCGUACCGGCGUGAUAGCGAAAAAGAUUGGCCAAUACCCGCUGUGGACCAAGGAUGGACAGAAGAUACGUACCACGCUGCUGCAGAUCAUCGACAACGAGGUGGUGAAGUACAUCCCGCCGGAAGACUAUCGGCCGGCACAGGAACCACGCCAAAGCCGCAACUGGCGCAAAUCGUACGGAUGUUUGCUGGUCGGUGCAGAGCACGGUGAUCCCUCGCUGUUCACCAAAGAGUAUGCAGGGCUGUUCCGGGAUUCGGGCGUCCUGCCGAAGAAACAUCUCUGCCGGUUUAUCGUAUCGCCGGAGGCACAGCUACCGGCUGGUACCCCACUUACCGUUAGCCAUUUCCGCGUUGGCGAUUAUGUGGACGUGCGGGGCCAUACGGUUGACCGCGGGUUCCAGGGGGUGGUGAAGCGGCACGGCUUUAAGGGUAUGCCAAAGUCGCACGGUGUGACGAAAACGCAUCGCCGGCCGGGUAAUAUUGGAGCCGGUGGUAAUAAGGCACGUGUAUGGCCCGGCACCCGGCUACCAGGGCAUAUGGGCAACCGGUGGCGGGUGCUGCGUGGUUUGCGGAUUUUGCGCAUCAACCCACAGUACAACGUGAUGUGGGUGAUGGGUAGCAAUGUGGCCGGUAGUACGAACGGGAUCGUGUACAUUUACGAUACGAUACUGCCGCUGCGCAAGCACGGUUCCAAGGGUGGGCCGGCCGGGUCGCCACCGUUCCCAACUGCGCUGGAACCGUUGCCGGCAAACAGUGGCGAUGUUUGGCUGGAAGAGCUGCACGAUUUCCGUAAGCUUUCGAUCACGUACAGCAAUGCGGGCGGUGAAUAG